Molecule: messenger RNA, 10949 nt
Organism: Carassius gibelio (silver crucian carp)
Lineage: Eukaryota; Metazoa; Chordata; Actinopteri; Cypriniformes; Cyprinidae
Product: histone acetyltransferase p300
Exons: 30
Coding region: 1828-9819 (2663 amino acids)
Biological process (GO): positive regulation of transcription by RNA polymerase II
Cellular component (GO): transcription regulator complex; nucleus; histone acetyltransferase complex
Molecular function (GO): chromatin DNA binding; protein binding; histone acetyltransferase activity
Source: RefSeq, a predicted model, not a curated record
CCCCAGCCAGAGGAGCAGAAACAACAAGCCGCCAUUUUGUUUGUGCUGAGAGAGAGAAGGAGGCAGGAGCGACCGAAAAAAAGCCAGUCGAGCGCCGACCACAGCGACUCCGCGCGCCGCCGGCUUCGUCCUCGCGCAACUCAACCGGAUAAAACACAACCCGGGCGACUAGCGAAGCAGCGGAAGGAGAUUAUAGAUUCUCCCGUGUGGAAAUCAAAGAGCAGACCGGGUUUUCCUUUCUUUUACUGUUCUUUAAAAAAAAAAACGAGGCGGAAGAGAGCAAUACAUUUAAACGAAGGGAAGCUCGUCAGGGGAAAAGGAAAAUAACCGCGUCACGAAGUGGGAAUAUCUGUGAAAUUGCAUCGCCGGUUGCUGGCGGACGACAGUGAAAGUGCGAAAAAUUGCUGGAACUGAGCAGGGGACGGGAGAAAUUUAAAAGGGAUGCACGCGCAGGGGGGUUCACGGCAUCACAAAGCCUAUGAAGGGGUUUUGAGGACCCCCAGAUUUUGGGGGGUGCAGCUGGCAAUAUCUCCCGGAUCGGCAGAUGCUUCAGCGCCGAGAUAUUACUGAAGCCCGGUUCGGUUCAGUCUGUUUUCGACCCGCUGCUCUUCCUCUCGCUCCUUCUUAAUGCUCCGCUAGGCUCUUCGUGCAGUGACUUAUUAUUCUUAUUUGCUUGAUGUGUCAGUGCAUGGAGACGCAUAUGCAUUGACCAACUUCGCUUGAUUCCCAUUCUUUAUCCCGUGCACGGCGGACUGCACGACAGCGAGACAACAUCAGACGAACUACCGAUUGCGUAGAUGUGCUGUACACUAGCCAGACACUUCUGAAAUAAUUGCUGUGCAUUUUGCAUGCACGAGCUGUGCGCAGUGCAGCGUGGUCUCGUGAAAGCAAUGGUCAGAGAUUUUCUGCAAACACUUUUAACUCGUGCAGUGGACACAUUCACACCGAGGGCGCACGAGCCAUAGUCAGAUGCGAGUGCACAAUAAACCAUUUAACUUGUCACUUUGAAGUAUUGUUGCAAAAUACUAAGAGACGAACGCUGAAAUAUGCAAGUUGUUGGGAAUCAUCUAAAGUGGUAGCUCGUGCAUACAAACUGAAGUCAUUACAGUUCUUGGAUACACAUUUAUCGUGUUAUUUAUUCUAUGAUGAAAGGAAACUUUUACAUGCAUAUGGUUGUUUAAUUCUACUCCCAUUUCAAAGUAUUUAUUUGUUCUCUCCUUCCACCUUAAUGACUUUGGAGGAAAUAAAUACAUUGAUGAAGGAGAUGCAAACAUCUUGUGUCGAUUUUAAGGAGCAUGAUGGACUUUUAAUCUUCUAAAUAAAGUGAUGCUGGCUGAGAAUUGCACAUGCUAAAAUGCAAAGAGACAUAAUUCUGAAUCUUAGUGUUUGCUCAUAAACAUUGCACCGGAGCGAGUUCGGUUUCUCGUACACAACGCCUUAAAAAAAAACCAACACUUCAGCUCGCCGCCGACAAUGGCGGAAAAGACGGAUGCAAGCAGCGAGGAUAAAUCUCGGGAAAAUUGCUCAGCCGCCGAGGAGGCUACGUGAGUUUGCGGCGAGCUUGCAUGACCGCCUGUCCCUCCCUUCACCUCCUCCAUUCGGAAAUAUACUUUGAGGAACUAAAGACUUGAAAAUCUUAAAAGAGAGCAUUAAAGGUGGACUGAACAUUGAAGCAUUGCAUGCAUGUAUCGUCCCAUGAAAGGGAAACGGGAAUCCGUCCGGAGCUCGUGAACGAGGAGAGAUUUCAUUUGCACAUCGGCUCGCGACUGCACAGGAAGGGCUAUCCUUCGGGGGUUGUAUGCUUUAACACUAAACCGGAGGAAAGCUAUGGCCGAUAAUGUGCUGGAAUCCGGUCCGCCUUCAGCUAAGAGGCCUAAAUUGUCUUCCCCGGCUCUGUCGGUCUCCGCGAGCGAUGGAAACGAUUUUGGCUCUCUGUUUGACCUGGAGCAUGACCUCCCAGAUGAGCUCAUUAACUCCUCCGACCUGGGCCUUCCUAAUGGGAUGGACCCCAGCCAAUUACACACCAGUCUGGGUGGAGGAGGCAUGUCAGGCCCUCUGGGCAGCUCGAGCCAGGACACAGCAGCCAAACACAAGCACCUGUCUGAGCUCCUCCGCCCUGGCGGCCCUCCAUCCACCUCCACGGCUGUCGGCAACCCCGGUAAUGUGUCCUCCUUGGGGAUGAUGGGAGGACUGAGCGGAUCCCCGGUUACUCAGGGACUGGGUGGCCCUCAACAGCAGCAGCCUGGCAUGAUGCCACAGCCUGGCAUGGUGGCAGGACUGAACCGGGGCAUGAUGGGUGCCCAGAAAGGGAACGGACAUCCGCAGAGCAUGAUGGGAGGGCAGAUGAUGAAUGGUGCAACUAGAAUGGCUUACGCCAAUGUGAACAUGAAUGCGGGCAUGGUUGGUAACGGGAACGUGCUGCCCGAUGCUCUGCAGCAACAGAACACAGGGCAGCAGACGGCACAGGCAGCAAUGAGACCGCAACAACCAGGAGCAGUGAACAAGAUGGGAAUGAUGGGUGCUCCAGGAGCCUACGGGGGUUCAUAUGGUCAGUGCGGAGGACAGUCCCUUGGGCCUCAGCUCCAAAACAAAGCGGGUCAACCCAACAGCAUUAACCAGUUCAACAUGGACAAGAAACCCCAGCAUGGGCAGAACAUGGUCAGCAUGCAGAGCUCUGGUGUGGUGGGUGGUGUAUCAGGCCCAGGCGGGGCAGCGGCGGCGCCCCCUGCAGCAGACCCCGAGAAGCAUAAACUCAUUCAGCAGCAGCUGGUGCUGUUACUUCAUGCUCAUAAGUGCCAUCGCAGAGAGCAGGCCAACGGAGAGGUCCGCCAGUGCAGCUUGCCCCACUGCAGAACCAUGAAGAACGUCCUUAAUCACAUGACACACUGUCAGGCCGGCAAAUCCUGCCAGGUGGCUCACUGCGCAUCCUCCAGGCAGAUCAUCUCUCACUGGAAGAACUGCACGCGGCAUGACUGUCCCGUCUGUCUGCCGCUUAAAAACGCCGGAGACAAAAGAAACCAGCAGUCUCUGCUGGGAGGUGCUGGGAUGGGCAUGAGUGGUCCGUUAGGUGGGUCGUUACCCGGUGGUCAGCCUUCAGCCCCAAACUUAAACCCACCCAGUCAGAUUGACCCAAGCUCCAUUGAAAGGGCGUACGCUGCCCUUGGACUCACCUACCAGGGCAACCAGGCAUCCAGUCAAAAUCAGCAGACCUCUGUAACAGCUCAACCCGGAAUGAGGUCGCUCAACAUUAUAGCAGGUGGGAACUCAAUGGGAGUGAACGGUGGAGUCGGCGCUCCGAUAACGAACCAGCAUCCAGGAAUGCUGCCUGACGGCAUGAUGCACAGGAACGUGACGCCUCAGAGUCUGAUGAAUGACGGCUCUGGUGUUGGUAACAUGGGUUCUGCAGUGACGGCCACACCUCCCUCUGCAGGAAUGAGGAAGAACUGGCAUGAAGACAUCACACAGGACCUCCGCAAUCACCUCGUACACAAACUUGUGCAGGCUAUCUUCCCCACUCCGGACCCUGCAGCACUGAAGGAUCGGCGAAUGGAAAACCUUGUAGCUUACGCGCGCAAAGUGGAAGGUGACAUGUACGAAUCUGCAAACAGCAGGGCGGAGUAUUACCACUUGUUGGCGGAGAAGAUUUAUAAGAUUCAGAAGGAGCUGGAGGAGAAGAGGAGAACCAGACUACAGAAGCAGGGUAUGAUGCCAGCUCAGCCUGGCAUGCCCAACAGUGCUCUACCUCAAGCACCAGCUGGCAUGAAUCAGGCACAGCUGCCCAAUGGUCCCAAUACAGAUCCGUCCUUAGUUCAAGCUGCUGGACCCAAUCAGAUGGUUAACCGCAUGCAGAAUCCUGCUGGUAUGGCACACUCACUAAAUGGUAUGAAUCAGUUUGCCCAGGUGGGUAUGCAACAGCCAAUGGGACAAAGGGCAACGCCGCCCCUGCCUAUGGGCGCAAACCACAAUCAGAUGGGUAUGCAUGGAACACCUCGGAUGACUCAACCCAACGUACCCCAAUUACAAAACCAGUACAUGCAGAACCAGUUUCCAGGCACAGGUGCCGGACUGGGCCAGGGAGCAGUCGGCCUGAACCAACCUGCGGGUCAGGGAGCCAUGGCACAGAAUCAGAUGCCCACUCCACCAUCGCUGGCAGUCCAUAGUCCAGUAGCUCAAACCCAGGCUGCAGUCUCUGGCUCCGGAGCCACUGUUGGCCCUCAGGGGCCUCCGUCCAACCUCCCUCCACCUGCUCCGCAGCCCGGAUUGCACACACACUGUCCUCCCUUACGCCAAAACUCCCCUUCUCCUGCACGCAGCCUCACCCCUACCCCUGCCCCUCAUCAAACGCCCCCGCAGAUGCCGGGUAACCAGACCCCCCAGCCCCACACCCCCACUUCUUCGACCACUAUGACCCCACCCACAAAGCCGCUGCCCCCGAUGGCACAGGGGGUGGGCUCAGAAAAAGCCAGUCAGCUACAGCAGCAGUCGCAUGGGGGUGGAGUUGCUGAAGGCCCCCAAACAGGGCUAGCGUCUUCUGUGCCUUCCCAGAAUGCACAUGGGCUUUGUGCACACCCACGCACUCCGCUCUCUCAGAAGUCAUCUCUGACGGCCGAUGGUCAGGCCUCAACUCCUGCUUCGGACAGCAGUGCUGACCCUAGCUCACAGUUAACAUCAUCCGAGCCCACCGCCCCACUCGACCCCAAAACUGAGGUCAAACAGCAGGAAGAAGAGGAUGACAAUGAGACCGAGGAUAAGGCCUCAGGGAAAAUGGCCGCCAUGCAGACUGAGAUAAAGACUGAGGAGAAACCAGAGAUUAAGAAGGAGGAGCCUGCAGACGAUGAUUGUAAGACAGAGCCAAUGGAAACAUCAACUGGAUCGACAGGCGAGGACAAGAAGCCGGAAGUCAAAACUGAACCCAAAGAGGAAGAGGUUGCAGGGACGAACAGCUCUCCCACAAACACACAAAGCAAGAAGAAAGUAUUUAAACCCGACGAGCUCCGCCAGGCUUUAAUGCCCACUCUGGAAGCUCUGUACAGACAGGACCCAGAGUCGCUGCCCUUCCGGCAGCCGGUGGACCCCCAGUUACUGGGAAUACCCGUACGUAUUCGAACUAGUAACAAAACUAACCUGGACUACUUUGACAUUGUGAAAAACCCGAUGGACUUGUCCACUAUCAAGCGUAAGCUGGACACGGGUCAGUACCAGGAGCCCUGGCAGUACGUGGACGACAUGUGGCUGAUGUUCAAUAACGCCUGGCUGUAUAACAGGAAGACGUCACGGGUGUAUAAAUACUGCUCCAAACUGGCUGAGGUUUUUGAACAGGAAAUAGACCCCGUUAUGCAGGAGUUGGGCUACUGCUGUGGAAGGAAGUUGGAGUUUUCUCCUCAAACUCUGUGCUGCUAUGGCAAACAGCUGUGUACCAUCCCUCGAGACGCUGCAUACUUCAGUUACCAGAACAGUUCACCCAAAUAUGGGCUUCUUGCUGGCAGGUACCACUUCUGUGAGAAGUGUUUCAACGAAAUCCAGGGGGAGAAUGUAUCUCUGGGGGACGAUCCAACCCAGCCUCAAACGUCCAUCAAUAAAGAUCAGUUUCAAAGGAAAAAGAAUGACACCCUCGACCCUGAGCUACUGUUGGAAUGUGCCGACUGUGGUCGAAAAAUGCAUCAGAUAUGCGCUCUGCACAAUGAGACGAUAUGGCCGUCGGGGUUUGUUUGUGACGGCUGUCUGAAAAAAGCCAAUGCAACAAGGAAGGAGAAUAAAUACACUGCAAAGAGACUUCCUCAGACAAAGCUUGGUAGCUUCCUGGAGACACGAGUGAACGAGUACCUAAAGCGCCAGAAUCAUCCAGAAAGCGGUGAUGUCACCAUUCGUGUGGUUCACGUGUCUGAUAAAGUGGUGGAAGUCAAACCUGGCAUGAAGUCCAGGUUUGUUGAUAGCGGUGAAAUGUCAGAGUCAUUCCCGUACAGGACAAAAGCUCUGUUUGCGUUUGAAGAUAUUGAUGGGACAGAUGUCUGCUUCUUUGGAAUGCAUGUGCAAGAAUAUGGCUCCGACUGCCCUCCUCCCAAUCAAAGACGCGUGUACAUCUCCUACCUUGACAGCGUGCACUUUUUCCAACCCCGUCACCUGAGAACUGGAGUCUAUCAUGAGAUCCUGAUUGGAUACAUGGAAUAUGCUAAAAAAAUGGGGUUUGUCACUGGCCACAUCUGGGCUUGUCCACCGAGCGAAGGCGAUGACUAUAUCUUCCAUUGCCACCCAUCGGAUCAGAAGAUUCCCAAACCAAAACGCUUACAAGAAUGGUACAAGAAGAUGCUUGACAAAGCAGUAGCUGAAAGAAUUGUACAUGACUACAAGGACAUUUUUAAGCAGGCAACAGAGGAUCGUCUGACCAGUGCGAAGGAGCUCCCAUAUUUUGAGGGUGAUUUUUGGCCUAAUGUGUUGGAAGAGAGCAUUAAAGAGCUGGAACAGGAGGAGGAAGAACGGAAGCGAGAGGAAAACAACACCUCUAGUGAAAGCAUUGAUGCUACCAGUGGUGACAGCAAGAAUGCUAAAAAAAAGAACAGCAAGAAGACUAGCAAGAACAAGAGCAGCUUGAGCCGGGCCAAUAAAAAGAAACCGGGAAUGCCAAAUGUCUCCAAUGAUCUAUCCCAGAAGCUCUAUGCUUCAAUGGAGAAACACAAAGAGGUUUUCUUUGUUAUCCGUCUCAUCGCUGGCCCUUCUGCCAAUUCCCUUCCACCCAUUUUGGACGCUGACCCCCUGAUGGCCUGCGAUCUGAUGGACGGACGAGAUGCUUUCCUAACGCUUGCACGAGACAAGCACCUUGAAUUCAGCUCGCUGAGGCGUGCCAAAUGGAGCUCCAUGUGUAUGCUUGUAGAACUGCACAACCAGAGCCAGGACCGCUUUGUCUACACGUGCAAUGAAUGCAAGCACCACGUUGAGACACGCUUUCACUGCACUGUUUGUGAGGAUUAUGAUCUUUGCAUCACUUGCUACAACAUUAAGGGCCAUGAGCACAAGAUGGAGAAACUUGGACUGGGUCUUGAUGACGAGAGCAACAACCAGUCUGCAGCCUCCACUCAGAACCCUGGUGACUCGCGUCGUCUCAGCAUCCAACGCUGCAUCCAGUCACUGGUGCAUGCAUGCCAGUGCCGUAAUGCUAAUUGCUCUUUGCCAUCUUGCCAGAAGAUGAAGAGAGUAGUGCAACACACCAAGGGCUGCAAACGCAAAACCAAUGGUGGCUGUCCCAUCUGCAAGCAACUCAUUGCGCUUUGUUGCUAUCAUGCCAAGCACUGCCAGGAAAACAAGUGUCCUGUGCCCUUCUGUCUCAACAUCAAGCACAAGCUUCGUCAACAGCAGCUGCAACACAGGCUUCAACAAGCGCAAAUGCUGCGUAGACGUAUGGCCACCAUGCAGCGAGCAGGCCAGCCACCACCUUGUGGAGGUGGGCCUCCAGGAGGUCCUCCAUCACCCUGCAACAAUGGAGCCACAGGUCCUAGCACACCUACGUCAGUUGGUACUCAACCUGCAACGCCUCAGACACCCACACAGCUAACACCCAACCUUGCAUCUCUGCCCCAGCCCGGUGUGGGUGGAGUCCCAGCUGGAGCUUCCCAGCAGCCUCCUCAGCAUCCAGUACACCACCAGUUUCAGCAGAUGCCAGGUGCAGGUGGGAUGAUGACCUCACCGCAACAACAAAUGGUUCCUCAGCAAACUGUGGGACAACUUCCACAUCCACACAAUCAGUAUGGUCCCCAUUCCACUGGUCUCUCCCCAAAUCCACAGUCGCAGGGUAAGCCAGGCCUUGGUCCCGCAACUCCUCCGCAGCUCCCUAGCAACCCAGGCACAGCACCUAUGUCCCAGCAACAGCAACCUUCAGGGCCUCCCGCUGCAGCUGUGGAGAUAGCCAUGAAGAUCCAGCAAGUGGCUGAUGCACAGCGAAAGAUGGCACAGGUUCAGAUGCUACAACGGCAGGCUGUGCAAGCUGGCAUGAUGCCGCAGCAUCAUCAGCAGCCACAGGGACAGAUGGGAGUAUCCCAUCCUGGGAUUGGCAUGGUAGGGCAACCAGGAAUAGCCUCGCAGGCACAAACAUCAGUGAACAGAGUGCAGAUGGAACAGCAGCAAGGAUCUCAGGGAAUGAUGGCGGGAGUUGGGCCCAUGCAGCAGCCUCAACAGGUAGGUGUGCAAGGCCAGAUGCCACAACAAAUGCAUCUACAGCAGCCAAGAAUAAACCCACAACUUCAGCCUCAGCAGCAACAGUGGCAAGGACAGGGUAUGCCAACCCAGCAGAGACCUGGCAUGAUGGCUCAACCGGGAAUGGUUGCAAUGCAGCCCCCUCCUCCUCCUCCGCAGCAGCAGCAGCAACAACCACAACAAAUGCAACAACGGCAGGCACCCCAAAUGCCGAAUCGAAAUGCAUUGAUGAGUAUGGUGCAGGCUGGUCUGCAGAGUGGUGUAGUAAGUGGGGCAGCAGCUGGGAAUCUGCCUCAGGGAGCCCUGCAGGAUCUUUUGCAGACCCUACGAUCUCCAAGUUCUCCUCUACAGCAGCAGCAAGUCCUCAACAUUCUUCGAUCUAACCCACAACUAAUGGCAGCAUUUAUCAAGCAGCGGGUUCACAAGUAUAAAGGAGGCACAGGUGGCCCUGCUGUACCACAGGGUGGGCCAGGACCAAUGGGAGGCCAGCCAGUGAGUGUCAAUACUGGGGUGCCUCAGCCUGGCAUGCACCUUGGACAGGGUGUUAACAUGCAGACUCAACUUUCUCAACUCCAAAAGCAGCAGCAAAUGCAACAACGGCCGCUACUGCAGCAACAGCAAGUAGCUGCCUUGCAGCAGCAACAGCAACAACAACAACAACAACAACAGCAGCAGCAGCAACAACAGCAAGGAAUUCAGGGUCAGGGGGCUCCAAACAUGACCAACAUGAAUCCACAGUUCAGAGAACUGGUCAUGAGAAGGCAACAGCAACUCCAGUUUCAGCAGCAGCAACAACAACAACAGCAGCAGCAGCAGCAGCAGCAACAAAUGAGUAAUCACGCAGCAUUCCAACAGCAGCAAGGUUAUGUGGGUCAGCAGGGUAACAUGCAAGUCCCGCCAGGAGGUCAACCACUACAAGGUGUGCAACCUGGCCAGCAGCAGAGUUUUUCGGGUAACCCUGCACAACAGCAAGCUGCAGCUGUCUUGCAACAGAGGCUUGCACAGCAACACCAUCUACAGAUGCAACAGCAGCAGAAGGCAGCAUCACAAGGUCCUGAUAUGGGGCACGGAGGAGGUCCGCAGCACACACAAGGAGGUCCCAGUCUACAGACAUCACAGACAUUAUUACAACAGGCUUUACAUCAGCGUCUGCUUCAACAGCAGCAACAUCACAGUGGCACCUCGCCGGCACAGCAGAACAACCCCAUGAGCCCACAGCAGCAGCAUCAGAUGUCUCAGUCACCCCACUUGCAGGGCCAACAACUCCCAUCCUCCCUCAGCAACCAAGUCUGUUCGCCUCAGCCCUCCCCACGACCCCAGUCCCAACCACCUCACUCAAGUCCGUCCCCACGCCUGCAACCGCAACCACCGCCCUCGCCCCACCACAUCUCAACUCAGACCCAAACGGGUUCUCCGCAUCCCAACCACCUUCAGCAGCAUCACUCAGGCAUGGCUCCUCCUCCUCCACCUCCCCAACAGCCACAGCACAACUUUAAGGACCCAAGUGGAUUUGGUGCAGAUCAGAACGCCAUGCUUUCUCAGCUCAGUGGCUUGGCAGGACUCCACGGACCUGGAGCUAAUGAUAUGCUGCCCCCUAGUGGCCAGGAUCUUGGCAUUAACAUGAAAACCCUUUAGACAUCAUAUAAUCAUCACAAAAUUUGCAAAGCCCCAUCAGAGACAGUGUUAGCUUUUUUAUACUAUAAGGAAGAACUUAGUGUUUUUCAUCAUAAAUGCUUUAAAAUGGACCAGCCUAGAGAGAUAGCAAAUAAGCAUGGGGGGAUUUCUUUUUUUUCUUUUGCCAGUUGUGUACAAAGAGAGGAUAGUUUCUCAGCCUCAGAGAACAAACCACAAGUAAUAUUUUUUAUGUCAGGUCCAGGGGAGAACUUUUCCUUUUUCAAGAAAUAUUUUUUAAGAUUUUAAAAGUGGUAUAAAAUUAAAGCGCAAAUGAUUAAGGACUUUUUUAUAUAUUGUUUCACCAUGUACCAGUCUCUGUUAUGUGUAUUCACAGAGUCAUAUGGAACAUUUCAAACAUUGUGAUGCAUAUAUUAUUAUAAUUAUCUGAACGUCAUGCAUAUCUUCCUUGUAAAUUUUGAGUUUUGCAUUUUAUUUAUUCUAGCUUUCAUUUUGUCGUCAUGAUGAAUUUUGUUCAUGUGUGUUCCCAGAGACUGCUACAAUUCACAUAGAAUAUAUUUUUGUUAAUACCUAUUAAAAUGAGGAGCUAUUCCAUUACUGAAGCUGGAGAUUUAGGUUAUUGAGUAUAAUAUAAAUUACAGUGUUGGGGGAUCAGGUUUUGGUGUGCGCUCCACUGCCCAUUGGAAAUUCCAUUGGACAUCACUUCUUUUGCAACAAGACAAGUUUGCAGAUGCACACACCCACCCUCAGAAUGUUUGUGCACUCUUUAUAAGAUGGAUAGUGGAGAUGUCUGUACUGGUUGGAUGUGUGUGUGUGUGUGUAUAUAUACAUAUAUAUGUGUAUGUAUAUAUAUAUGUGUGUGUGUGUGUGUUGGAUGUGGUGCUAGAGUUCAUCUGCUCAAAAUCAUGUUGGGCAGCGUUUCACACAUGAACUGUAUGACGCAGUGAAAUGGAGAAGAGGAGAGCCACUGAUUUCACCGUUUUCGUCCUUCAGUACCACUGAUUUUCCUCCACUUCCAGAACUUUCUUUGCUCUGAACUUUGGGAGUUUUAUUUGAAUAUUUUGUACUGUACAAAGGAAACACAAACUGUGGACUUCAUACUUUUUUCUUUUUUAAUAAAAUGAAGUGAUACA